GGGAGAAGGAUUUGCCGGGGUGGACAUAUUUGUGUGCACAAAUGACCCAAAAGCAGAGCCACCGUUGAUGGUGGUGAACAAGGUGUUGUCAGUGAUGGCUUAUGACUACCCUCCACACAAGCUUAGCGUGUACCUUUCUGACGAUGGUGCUUCGGAGUUGACAUUUUAUGCUCUGUUAGAGGCCUCUGAAUUCUCAAAGAAAUGGCUUCCUUUCUGUAACAAGUUCAAAAUAGAACCCAGAUCUCUUGAGGCUUAUUUGACCAACAAUGAAGCUUCUCAACCACUCGAUGAUCAUCAUGGUCAAUGGACCUCCAUCAAGAGAUUAUAUGAAGACAUGAAGACAAGAAUUAAAAGUGCUACAAAAGUUGGCAAAAUUUCAGAAAUGUUACGAAGAACACACAAGGGGUUUCUUGAGUGGGACUCGGUUUCAAGGCAUUACCAUUUACCUAUUCAUACAUAUUAAUUAAUAUCCUACUACCAUUAUAAUUCUGAUGGUAUUAAUGCUCUACUUACUAAAAGUAGAAAUUAGGAUCUUGAUCAUUAAAUCCUGUAAAAGUAACCAUCUAUGAUUAAGGUUAAAUAACAAGUAACUAUAUUAUGUAUGUAAGAAUGCUCAUUCCUUUCCCAUGCAUAUAUGCUUUGUACAUAUUAUUAUCGAUGGAACAUGGAAGAGAUCCCAAGGCUGUGGACAUUGAUGGGCAUGCUUUGCCAACUUUGGUA
Molecule: messenger RNA, 720 nt
Organism: Cannabis sativa
Lineage: Eukaryota; Viridiplantae; Streptophyta; Magnoliopsida; Rosales; Cannabaceae
Product: cellulose synthase-like protein E6
Exons: 2
Coding region: 68-463 (131 amino acids)
Biological process (GO): cellulose biosynthetic process; plant-type primary cell wall biogenesis
Cellular component (GO): trans-Golgi network; plasma membrane
Molecular function (GO): cellulose synthase (UDP-forming) activity; mannan synthase activity
Source: RefSeq, a predicted model, not a curated record